Messenger RNA from Penicillium coprophilum, 1347 nucleotides. RefSeq lists its product as uncharacterized. Bases 1 to 1347 code for a protein of 448 amino acids. Gene Ontology annotation, biological process: regulation of mRNA processing; spliceosomal complex assembly. The transcript has 5 exons. NCBI's taxonomy places the organism in Eukaryota, Fungi, Ascomycota, Eurotiomycetes, Eurotiales, Aspergillaceae. The record is from RefSeq and is a predicted model, not a curated record.
AUGCCUCGCAAGCAGCUGCUUUACGAAGAAGCACGGCUAGACGAGAUGGGAAGUGAUGGAAAGAACCUGCCAGGGAAGGUGCGAUCGAGGACCCGUCCGCCAUUCAACCGCAUCUCCGUAACCAAGCGCGCAUUCGCCAACCGCGUCUUCGUCAUGAACGGGAGAGCAGGUGCCCUGCGUAUUUGUUCUAGCGUUAGAGUCAUUCACAGGGGAAUUUCCCACCAACUUCCCAUCGCCGCGUACCGACUGACCUCCCCCUUUGAUCCAGCCUGGUCGCGUCGAUGCUCAUCACAAUGGACGUCCAACCCGAGAGUUUUCCCAGUCUUCGAUCUCGGGUUAUUGGAUUCAUCUCUCAAGAUUGAGGAAGAGAUUGCGAUGGGAUAUGAGCCCAACGAGACAUACACAUAUCCUGCCGAGGAGGAAGAAAUCCUGAACGACAGGUACCAGAUUCUACACAAGAUCGGCUAUGGGCCCACGGCGACUGUUUGGUAUGCUGUGGAUUUAAUGGAGCCUAGAAUGGUUGUUUUGAAGAUCUAUGUGGUGGACCACAUGCUUAAGGCUUAUGGGCGUCUCCAUCCACCACAAUUGUACGACCAAAGCGAGUGCCCUCUUCACGAAGUUAGCGACCGUUUCUCCAUUAAAGGUCCUCGUGGUUCUCAUAUCUGUGUUGUUCACGAGGGACCCCCGAUGGACCCAGAACAGAUGCAUUCAGGAGACAAGAUGUAUCUCGAGUCGAUAAGGUCUACAAUGAAACAAUUACUGAUUUUGAUGGAUUUCCUACACACCGAUUGUUAUCUGACUGCCCGCAUAAAGCCAAACGAAGCAUUCAACGUUACUUCCGGCCACAGACGAGAUGCUGGACCCAGCAAUGAUGAGCUUAUCACGCCGACGAUACUUCCAGGCGACGGCGUUCCCUCCGUCUGGAUUUUCCAGACAGUGAUAUGUCGGGCGUGGGGCUACGCUAGUUCCCAGGGACUCAUCGACGGACGAAACUCAGUUGGGGCCUUUGAUGACCGGGUCCACAUCGCAGAGCUGGUUGCUCUCCUUGGCCCGCCUCCAUCAGAGUUCCGCGAGAAGGUGCGACUGGGUUCCUUGUUCUGGGACAAAGAAGGAAAUUGGACGGGCCAGGCUCCCAUACCAGAGCGAAACUUGGACACCCUGGCAGGUGACAAUAUCGACGGCGGGGAUGUGAAAGGUUUCGUGCAGUGGAUGCGAAGGGCACUACAAUGGGAUCCUGAAGAUCGACCAACGGCUCUGGGGCUUUUGCGUCAUGAGUGGAUGGCACAGAAGACGAAGCCUGUGGAGAAGGAGACAGUGGAUUUAUCCGAGGAUAGCAUCUCGACCUAG